Messenger RNA from Ilex paraguariensis (yerba mate), 1925 nucleotides. The record is from the annotation of a GenBank genome assembly. Lineage: Eukaryota; Viridiplantae; Streptophyta; Magnoliopsida; Aquifoliales; Aquifoliaceae.
GGAGGGGGGGGGGGGGUGUUGGACUCUGCAUCUACGUAUGGAUUACAAACUUGUUUAAUUUGAUGUGGCUUGUCUUGUCAAAUUUGUCUAAAUUUCUGUUCUGCUAUACCCGAUAAGGGUGUAAGUAAUGCUGUCCUUUUAAUGUCAAUGCUUUAGUUUCUAUUGGCACCAAUAGGGCAAUGUCUUCACAAAUCAGUAUGACUAUGUUUUACUCUUGAACUUGACAUUGACAGCUGAAAUCAACACUAAGCUGUGCAGAACCUUGAUGAUUUUCACAUUGGGUAGGAAAAUGUUUAGAUCUGAGAUUUGGUUGGAUACUGCAACUAAAUAUGGGGGAGCACAUAUUUAGGCUGCCUGGAUCUUAAUUGACCUGUAGAUUGUACAUGUGCACCAAUGUUUCUAAGUUUCUUGGUCGCCCUUCAAAGUUGGGUCACUAACGGUCCUGCUGUUAUUGUUGAUUCUGGCAAUCAGGUUUGUAGAAUUGGAAUUGAUUUGUGUUGCUUUUUUACCCAAGCCACCAUUUCUCAUGCAGAUUUUAUACAACACUCCUACAUCAUUUCUCUGUAACAAAAUUUUGAAAAUUUUCUUAGUCAAUACAAAAUCUGUUUCAAUUUGUUGAUUUUGUUUAACGUGUAUUAAUAUGUACUAUAUUGGCACAUUUACUGGAGGAGUGUUUUUCUUCAGGGAUUUAGCCUUGUAUUGGUGCAGCACAAGGAAAGGGAUUUCCUUGUUGCAUUUGGUGGGACCAAAAAGGAUCCAUCGAAUCAGGUGGAAGUACUGAUCAUGGAAAAGAAUGAGUCAUCUAUGGGUCGGCUGUCCACACUGAAUAGAGGUCCAGGAACUUUGCUGUCUGAGAAUCGGUCAUCAUCCAUUGGGUCAGCUACUCUACAAAGUAACAGUAAUCUGAAUGGUUCAUUUGACUCUGUUGCAAGACAAAAUCUAGCAUCUGCAAUUGAACAACAUGGGUCUGGUAGGAAAUCUUUGUCAGAGUCCUUACUUGUCGAUCCACAUCCUGUUUCUGGUAAUUUCUCACUCUGUAAACCAUUUUACAAUGAGGAAGAUAGCGCAGCUGUGAAGAUGCCAAAGAGUUCAGAAUAUGAAAGUUCCUAUCAGGUAAUGGAGCAGAGAACCAAACAACUUGAUGUGGGCAUUCAGACUACGAUUAAUGGGGGUAAAAUUCAUGCAGAGGAGAUGUCCUGUGUACAUGAAUCCGAAAACUUGAACUUGGAUAACAAACAAGAAAAUGGAAACUUUACAGAAGAUAGUAAUGAUGGUGUAGUACUUCAACAAAGUGAUGGUAAAUCAGGAGUACCAUCGGCUCCUUCAAGUGUCUACCAAUUUUAUGAAAUGAGAUUGGCUGGGCUAAUAACAAAGAAUGGAAUCUUGGAAGGGCAGUUGGCAGCUGCAUUGGCUAGCCGUGAAGCAGCAGAGAAGAAUUUAUCUUCUGCUCUUAAGAGUAGACAGGAGAUGGAGAAAAAGUUGGCAGAUACUGUGAAGGAGAUGGAGUUGCUGAGAGAGAAGCUAGCGGGAGUAGAAUUAGCACAGGAAGAGGCCAACAGCCUAUCAAAUAUUGUCCAUUCUGACAAUGUAAGGCUUGAGCAUGAUGUGGCUUUCCUUAAGGCGGUUAUGGAUGACACCCAGAAGGAGCUGCAUUCAACUAGAGGAGUCCUUGCUGGGGAAAGGGCAAGAGCAUUCCAAUUACAGGUCGAAGUUUUCCAUCUAAAACAAAGAUUGCAGUCCCUGGAGAACCGAGCACCAACACCUCGGAAGCCUUUCCACGUCUAGUAUGUUGUCUUGCUCUCUCAUAUUAUUAGUUAUGAUGAGCCUGUAUAUAUUUUUUAAAUCUUCCCCCGGAAUGUUUAUAUAUUUCCUAAGAAUCAUUGUCAUACUGGUGAAACAUUCCACGUAUUAUUUUUGAGGAUGUA